AUGUGGAUGCUGAUUCCGCCUCUCAGCCCGAUCGUGAGCUGCACACACCUCCUCCUGCCCCCACCUCCCUCCUUCGCUCGCAAGCCGGUUCAGGGAGCCGUGACAACAGCUCCCCGGACGGCGGCGCGGGCCCCUUACCCGGGCGCGGCAGGCCUGCAGUGGCCGGGUGGCCGUCGGACGGCGGGGAAGUACCCGCGGCCCGGCGUGGAGACGUGGCCUGCAGCGGAGCAGAGCACACCAGCCAAGACUGCUCAAGGCAGCCGCCCCAGCUCGGGCCCCGCCCGGACCGCCCCGGAACUGACGUCACCGGAGGCGGGCCCUAGUGGGCGGGGAAGCUCCGCACGGAGCAGGGAGGGGCCCGCGGUGCCAGGAGCCGCCGAGAGGGAGCCGGAAGCGGGGGGGGGCGUGGCCGUCCCCAGGCUCCGCCCACCGCGGGGCUCGCUGGACUCCGUCGAGCUCGUGGCCGGAAACGGUCGGGAGCUGCGGUUUCGGACCUGCGUGCGGCGGAAAUGGUGGUGCUCCGCCUCAGCAGCUGGCCUGUGGGAGCUCGGACGCAAAAGCCGGGUCCUUGCCGCUCUACAGGUGACACACCUGCUUCCGGGACUCGAUCGGCCCCGGAGCCCCCCUCCCCCGCGGGCCGUCAAGCCAGCUCCGACCCCGCGCCCCCGCCUCCCUGGGGAGCCCCCCAGGGAGGCGGGGGCGCGGGGAGGGCCGCGGGCCGGCUGCGGGGGGCGCCCGCGGGAGGGCGCGGCGGCGCGGGGGGCGGAGACGCGGCGCGGCUUCCGCUCCCGCGCCUCCUCCCUCCUCCCCCGCCGUCCUGGUCCGCGGCGCCGGAGGAGGGGAGGCGGCAGGCGCCGGGAGCCGCGCGAGGAGCCGCCGCCGCCGCCGCCGCCGCCGCGCCAUGGAGCCCGAGUGGGCGCCGGCCGCAGGGACAAUGGCCCGGCGGCCAAGUGCGCGGCGCGCGGAAGCGACUUUGCAAGUUGGGGGCGAGUUGGGGCGCGCGCCGCGGGCGCCCGCCGUUCCCCCCGCCCGCCGCCGUCCCGGGGGGGGGUGACCGCGCGCGGGCCCUUUGUCUCGCCCUCCCGGGCCCCUCCCGGGAAGGCUGGGCCCCGUCCCGCGCCCCGGGCCGGCGAGGAGCGCGCGCGGGCGGCGCCGACCCCGCCAGGUGCGGCGCGGGCGGGUCCUCACCUGCCCGCGGCCCGGGGCGCGCUCCGGAGUGCGGCCGCGUGUGGCCGGCCGGGAGAGGCCGCGCUGGGACCGUGGGGACCCCGGGCCGCGGGCCGGCGCAGAGCGGGGACUUUCGGCGCAGAGACAGGCCUCGCCGCCCUUCGUCGGGGACUCCUCCUCGAGCCCGUUUCCGAUGGCCGCGCGGCCGGCCUGCCAGCCCCGAGAACUGAUUUAAGUUGCGGAGAAAGUUCUCAGAUCGGGCACCGGCGGCCUGGCCUGUUGCGCGGCCCCCUGCCAUCUGCGAGGCUGUCGGCUUCCGAGCGGACCGACACCUGCCAGGUGCCCAGAGGACCCGUCUCGCCGCCCGGGCCCCCCGCUCCCACCCAGCACCCCGCGGUGGCACGGGGCCGGUGUCCACGCCAGGGGGGGCCUCGUGGGGCCGCCGCGCGGGGUGACGUGGUCGCAGAGCCCGGCGUGGUCGAGAGGCGCGCUGCCUCGCCUCUCCUGCUGUUCGCCAACCGCCGGGACGUGCGGCUGGUGGACGCUGGCGGAGUCAAGCUGGAGUCCACCAUCGUGGUCAGCGGCCUGGAGGACGCGGCUGCCGUGGACUUCCAGUUCUCCAAGGGAGCCGUGUACUGGACGGACGUGAGCGAGGAGGCCAUCAAGCAGACCUACCUGAACCAGACGGGGGUCGCUGUGCAGAACGUGGUCAUCUCCGGCCUGGUGUCACCUGACGGCCUGGCGUGCGACUGGGUCGGCAAGAAGUUGUACUGGACGGACUCAGAGACCAACCGCAUCGAGGUGGCCGACCUCAACGGGACGUCGCGUAAGGUCCUCUUCUGGCAGGACCUCGACCAGCCACGGGCCAUCGCCUUGGACCCCGCUCACGGGUACAUGUACUGGACAGACUGGGGCGAGACACCUCGAAUCGAGCGGGCAGGCAUGGACGGCAGUACCCGGAAAAUCAUCGUGGACUCCGACAUCUACUGGCCCAACGGGCUGACCAUCGACUUGGAGGAGCAGAAGCUGUACUGGGCCGACGCCAAGCUCAGCUUCAUCCACCGUGCCAACCUGGAUGGCUCGUUCCGGCAGAAGGUCGUGGAGGGCAGCCUGACACACCCCUUUGCCCUGACGCUCUCCGGGGACACUCUCUACUGGACGGACUGGCAGACCCGCUCCAUCCACGCCUGUAACAAGAGGACUGGAGAGAAGAGGAAGGAGAUCCUUAGUGCCCUCUACUCGCCCAUGGACAUUCAAGUGCUCAGCCCGGAGCGGCAGCCUUACUUCCACACGCGGUGUGCAGAGGACAACGGCGGCUGCUCCCACCUGUGCUUGCUGUCCCCAAGGGAGCCUUUCUACACGUGCGCCUGCCCCACCGGUGUGCAGCUCCACGACAACGGCAAGACGUGCAAGGCAGGGGCCGAGGAGGUGCUGCUGCUGGCCCGGCGGACGGACCUGCGGAGGAUCUCGCUGGACACGCCAGACUUCACUGACAUCGUGCUGCAGGUUGAUGAUAUCCGACAUGCCAUUGCCAUCGACUACGACCCGCUGGAGGGCUAUGUCUACUGGACAGACGACGAGGUGCGGGCCAUCCGCAGGGCGUACCUGGACGGGUCAGGGGCACAGACGCUGGUCAACACCGAGAUCAACGACCCCGAUGGCAUCGCAGUCGACUGGGUGGCCCGCAACCUCUACUGGACGGACACGGGCACUGACCGCAUCGAGGUGACACGUCUCAAUGGCACCUCCCGCAAGAUCCUGGUGUCCGAGGACCUGGACGAGCCCCGGGCCAUUGUGCUGCACCCUGUGAUGGGCCUCAUGUACUGGACAGACUGGGGGGAGAACCCCAAAAUCGAGCGCGCCAACCUGGAUGGGCAGGAGCGGCACGUCCUGGUGAACACGUCCCUCGGGUGGCCCAACGGCUUGGCCCUGGACCUGCAGGAGGGAAAGCUGUACUGGGGAGACGCCAAGACGGACAAAAUCGAGGUGAUCAACGUUGACGGGACAAAGAGGCGGACACUCCUGGAAGACAAGCUCCCCCACAUUUUCGGGUUCACACUGCUGGGGGACUUCAUCUACUGGACCGACUGGCAGCGUCGCAGCAUCGAGCGCGUGCACAAGGUCAAGGCCAGCCGGGACGUCAUCAUCGACCAGCUGCCCGACCUGAUGGGGCUGAAGGCUGUGAACGUGGCCAAGGCUGUCGGAACCAACGCGUGUGCGGACGGGAACGGGGGCUGCAGCCACCUUUGCUUCUUCACGCCUCACGCCGCCAAGUGUGGCUGCCCCAUCGGCCUGGAGCUGCUGAGCGACCUGAAGACCUGCAUCGUCCCUGAAGCCUUCCUCGUGUUCACCAGCCGAGCCGCCAUCCACAGGAUCUCCCUGGAGACCAACAACAACGACGUGGCCAUCCCGCUGACGGGCGUCAAGGAGGCCUCGGCGCUGGACUUCGACGUAUCCAACAAUCACAUAUACUGGACAGACGUCAGCCUGAAGACCAUCAGCCGAGCAUUCAUGAACGGGAGCUCCGUGGAGCAUGUGAUCGAGUUCGGCCUCGACUACCCGGAAGGCAUGGCUGUCGACUGGGUGGGGAAGAACCUCUACUGGGCGGACACUGGGACCAACAGGAUCGAAGUGGCCCGGUUGGACGGACAGUUCCGGCAGGUCCUCGUGUGGAGGGACCUGGACAACCCGAGGUCACUGGCCCUGGACCCCACCAAAGGCUACAUCUACUGGACUGAGUGGGGGGGGAAACCCAGGAUUGUGCGGGCCUUCAUGGACGGGACCAACUGCAUGACGCUGGUGGACAAGGUGGGUCGGGCCAACGACCUCACCAUCGACUACGCUGACCAGCGUCUCUACUGGACCGACCUGGACACCAACAUGAUCGAGUCGUCCGACAUGCUGGGUCAGGAGCGCGUUGUGAUCGCGGACGACCUUCCGCACCCCUUCGGCCUGACGCAGUACAGCGAUUACAUCUACUGGACCGACUGGAACCUGCACAGCAUCGAGAGGGCCGACAAGACCAGCGGCCGGAACCGCACCCUCAUCCAGGGCCACCUGGACUUCGUGAUGGACAUCCUGGUGUUCCACUCCUCCCGCCAGGAUGGCCUCAACGAUUGCAUGCACAACAACGGGCAGUGUGGGCAGCUGUGCCUCGCCGUCCCCGGCGGCCACCGCUGUGGCUGUGCCUCACACUAUACCCUGGACCCCAGCAGCCGCAACUGCAGCCCGCCCACCACCUUCUUGCUGUUCAGCCAGAAAUGUGCCAUCAGCCGCAUGGUCCCCGACGACCAGCACAGCCCAGACCUCAUCCUGCCCCUGCACGGGCUGAGGAAUGUCAAGGCCAUCGACUAUGACCCCCUGGACAAGUUCAUCUACUGGGUGGACGGACGCCAGAACAUCAAGCGAGCCAAGGACGACGGGACCCAGCCCUUCGUUUUGACCUCCCCGAGCCCGAGCCAGAACCCGGACAGGCAGCCCCACGACCUCAGCAUUGACGUCUACAGCCGGUUGCUCUUCUGGACGUGUGAGGCCACCAACACCAUCAACGUCCACCGGAUGAAUGGAGACGCCAUGGGUGUGGUGCUCCGUGGGGACCGCGACAAGCCGCGGGCCAUCGUCGUCAACGCCGAGCGGGGGUACCUGUACUUCACCAACAUGCAGGACCGCGCAGCCAAGAUCGAGCGAGCGGCCUUGGACGGCACCGAGCGUGAGGUCCUGUUCACCACGGGCCUCAUCCGGCCCGUGGCCCUCGUGGUGGACAACAGGCUGGGCAAGCUCUUCUGGGUGGACGCGGACCUGAAGCGCAUCGAAAGCUGUGACCUGUCAGGGGCCAACCGCCUGACCCUGGAGGACGCGAACAUCGUGCAGCCGGCGGGCCUGGCCGUGCUGGGCAGACACCUCUACUGGAUCGACAGGCAGCAGCAGAUGAUCGAGCGUGUGGAGAAGACCACCGGCGACAAGCGGACGCGGGUCCAGGGCCGCGUCGCCCACCUGACCGGCAUCCACGCCGUGGAAGAGAUCAGCCUGGAGGAGUUCUCGGCUCACCCAUGUGCCCGGGACAAUGGUGGCUGCUCCCACAUCUGCAUCGCCAAGGGUGACGGGACCCCACGGUGCUCCUGCCCAGUCCACCUCGUGCUCCUGCAGAACCUGCUGACCUGUGGGGAGCCUCCCACCUGCUCCCCCGACCAGUUCGCCUGUGCCACCGGGGAGAUUGACUGCAUCCCGGGGGCCUGGCGCUGCGACGGCUUCCCCGAGUGUGACGACCAGAGCGACGAGGAGGGCUGCCCGGUGUGCUCAGCCGCCCAGUUCCCCUGUGCGCGGGGCCAGUGCGUGGACCUGCGCCUGCGAUGCGACGGCGAGGCCGACUGCCAGGACCGCUCGGACGAGGCCGACUGCGAUGCCAUCUGCCUGCCCAACCAGUUCCGCUGCGCCAGCGGCCAGUGCGUCCUGAUCAAGCAGCAGUGCGACUCCUUCCCCGACUGCCUCGACGGCUCCGACGAGCUCAUGUGCGAGAUCACCAAGCCGCCGUCCGACGACAGCCCGGCCCACAGCAGCGCCAUCGGGCCAGUCAUCGGUAUCAUCCUGUCCCUGUUUGUCAUGGGCGGGGUCUACUUCGUGUGCCAGCGAGUGCUGUGUCAGCGCUACGCCGGAGCCAGUGGGCCCUUCCCACAUGAGUACGUCAGUGGGACCCCCCACGUUCCCCUCAAUUUCAUAGCCCCUGGCAGCUCCCAGCAUGGUCCCUUCACAGGCAUCUCAUGUGGCAAGUCCAUGAUGAGCUCCGUGAGCCUGAUGGGGGGCCGUGGUGGAGUGCCCCUCUAUGACCGGAACCACGUCACCGGGGCCUCGUCCAGCAGCUCGUCCAGCACCAAGGCCACUCUGUACCCACCGAUCCUGAACCCUCCGCCAUCCCCCGCCACGGACCCAUCCUUGUACAACGUGGACAUGUUCUACUCUUCAAACAUUCCCACCACUGCGAGACCCUACAGGCCCUACAUUAUCCGAGGCAUGGCCCCCCCUACGACGCCCUGCAGCACGGAUGUUUGCGACAGCGACUACAGCGCCAACCGCUGGAAGGCCAGCAAGUACUACCUGGAUUUGAAUUCGGACUCAGACCCCUACCCCCCUCCGCCCACGCCCCACAGCCAGUACCUGUCAGCGGAGGACAGCUGCCCCCCUUCGCCCGCCACCGAGAGGAGCUACUUCCACCUCUUCCCUCCCCCUCCGUCCCCCUGCACGGACUCCUCCUGACCUCUGCGAGGCCCCCCCUGGCCUCUCUGCCCCCUUGUAAAUAGUUUUAAAUAUGAACAAAGAAAAAAAUAUAUUUUAUGAUUUAAAAAAAUAAAUAUAGUGGGGAUUUUAAAAACAUGAGGAAUGUGAACAGUGAUGGGGGUGGGAGGGCUGGGAAAACUUUGUACAGUGGAGAAAAUAUUUAUAAACUUAAUUUUUUUAAAACGUCA
This is a messenger RNA of Enhydra lutris kenyoni (northern sea otter), 6626 nucleotides long. RefSeq names its product LDL receptor related protein 5. The coding region runs from base 1 to 6417 and encodes 2138 amino acids. NCBI's taxonomy places the organism in Eukaryota, Metazoa, Chordata, Mammalia, Carnivora, Mustelidae. The transcript is spliced from 26 exons. The record is from RefSeq and is a predicted model, not a curated record. Gene Ontology annotation, molecular function: protein binding.